AAAUAAGGAGAGACCAUACGAAUCAGAUGAACAAAGAACAGACGAAAGCCAUCAGUGAACCCUAAAAAACAGGUGCUACAAAAAGAAGCAGGAUCCGGAGUAGUGAUUGUGCUAGCAAGUUGGCGUUGUGUUCGUAUUCUUGCAGAUUACAUUUAACGAAAUAAUCAUGACAGACACGAAUUUAACUGCAAUCCUCUACAAGAAAGGUGACAUCAAACUGGAGGACAAACCAAUCCCAGAACCUGGUCCAGGGGAGGUCCAGUUAUGUAUGCAGCAGGUCGGAAUCUGUGGGUCAGAUGUCCACUACUGGCAGCAUGGUUCGAUUGGUGACUUUGUGGUCAAGGCACCGAUGAUCCUCGGACACGAAGCCAGCGCUUUGGUCAGCAAGCUUGGAGAGGGAGUGACAACACUAAAAGUUGGUGACAGGGUUGCUAUAGAACCUGGUGUGCCAUGUCGUACAUGUCAUUACUGUAAAUCCGGUCGCUAUAACCUUUGUGCUGACAUGAAGUUUUGUGCCACGCCACCUUACGAUGGUAACCUGUCCCGUUUCUAUGUCCAUGCAGCUGAUUUUUGCUUCAAAUUACCAGACAAUGUAAGUUUUGAAGAGGGAGCCCUGUUGGAGCCACUUUCUGUGGGGGUUCAUGCCUGUAACAGAGGCGGAGUUACUCUGGGGAGCAGGGUACUCAUCUGUGGAGCAGGUCCGAUCGGGUUGGUCAAUCUCCUCACAGCUAGAGCAAAUGGUGCUUCAGAAGUGUGCAUUACAGAUAUUGAUGAAUCACGAUUGGAAGUCGCUAAAACAUUGGGUGCUACCUACACCCUUAAGGUGACGAGUCGUGACCCCCAGGAAGUCGCUAAGCAGGUUGAGAAUAUAAUGGGGGACAAGGCUGAGAUCACCAUUGAGUGUAGUGGGGCCACACCAAGUAUACAGACAGCAAUAUAUGCAACCCAGUCCGGUGGCUGUGUGGUGUUGGUGGGGCUUGGCCAGGCUGACGUAACCAUGCCGAUUGUCAACGCUUCUGUAAGAGAGGUGGACAUCAGAGGAAUCUUCAGAUACGUCAACUGCUACCCAACUGCGUUAGCCAUGGUGGCUUCUGGGAAAGUUGACGUCAAGCCUCUGAUAACACACAGAUUUUCAUUGGAGGAUUCCAUCAAGGCCUUCGAGACGACCUUGAGAGGUGAAGGAAUCAAGGUCAUGAUCAAGUGUGCUCGAUAGGUUGGAUAGAGAUUUUGAUUUAUCACAUAAUGUACUUUGUUAUCCAGUGAAUAUACCCAUGUCAUAUAUUUUUGCAUAUUGACCCAUUUAAUAUGACUUAUCAGCCCUGUGAUUGGUUGUAAGUUUCAAUUGUUUCUAUUGUGACGUCAAGCCUAGGACAAGUACAUGACGUCACAUAUUUGCGCACUGGAGUCAAAAUGGCGGCUUUUUACAUUUCAGGGUUACAUGAAAAUUGUCUGAUUAUGUGAUUAAGAGGAUCUUACACUCCUUUUCAUUUCAUAUGAAAUUUAUGAAACUUGUCACAAAUUUUUCAUUUUAGCUCAACAGAGGCUCGCUAAAUUGAAAAAUCUUAGUCUCGUUUCAUAAAUGUCAUAUGAUAUUGAAACUCAUGUAAGAUCCUUUAUGAAUGCUAUAAUCUUUUAACCAAAUUGGUAUGGUUUGUAUUGUGUAAGUGUAAAUGAAAUGUUGUCAGAACAAGUUUUACAGGGUAAUGCUGCUCACUGAUUCUUCAGUGUAAUCGAUAUUGAGAUUUUUUUUUUUACCGUAUUUGUUUAAAAAAAAGGCUGAGCACUAUUAUUUGUAUAGAGGAGUCACAAACCAAAUCAGAGCUAAGGGGUAUUUACAACUUUAUUGCAUUUAAUUACAUUGGAUUGUCUCUUUAACUAAGUCAUGAUUUAGAAUUUUGAAAUGUUUAUGGGAUAAAGUCUGGUACUGACAAUACUACUUUCACAAAAUUUACAUAAGAAUGACAAAAACUUUAAUUUGGUAUUAGAUGUAAACAAUUAUGCCAACAAAACAUUGUUGUGUUUGAACUUUCUUCUCUAAUGUUCAUUACAUGGAUAGCAACUACCGUAAAUGUUAAAUACACGUAGUUGAAAAAGUGUCAAAAAACAUAAAUAUUACUAAAUAGGCAGCAACUUUGAUGUGAGGGGUUGUGUAAACUCUUAUAACUUUUUU
Molecule: messenger RNA, 2170 nt
Organism: Mizuhopecten yessoensis (Yesso scallop)
Lineage: Eukaryota; Metazoa; Mollusca; Bivalvia; Pectinida; Pectinidae
Product: sorbitol dehydrogenase-like
Exons: 10
Coding region: 167-1213 (348 amino acids)
Biological process (GO): D-sorbitol catabolic process
Molecular function (GO): L-iditol 2-dehydrogenase (NAD+) activity
Source: RefSeq, a predicted model, not a curated record